GAUAUUUUGAGGAAGAUGGCGACAAAACUGAUGAAGAGAAUAAGGAUGAAGAAAACGAAGAGAAAGAUAGAGAAAAUGAUAAAAAUGAAGAUGAAUAUGAGAAUAAUGAAGAGGAAGAAGAAGAGGACGAAGAAGAGGAUAAUGAAGAGGACAAAGAAGAGAAUAAUAAAGAGGACGAAGAAGAGGAGAAUGAAGAGGAUGAAGAAGAGGAGAAUAAAGAGAAUGAAGAAGAAGAGGAUGAAAAGAGGAAUAAAAUUAGCAAUGAUGAGAAUAAUGGGGUUGAAAAUAGAGAUAAAGAAAGAAAAAGUAGUAAUGAAA
Racocetra fulgida is the source of this 318-nucleotide messenger RNA. The record is from the annotation of a GenBank genome assembly. Lineage: Eukaryota; Fungi; Glomeromycota; Glomeromycetes; Diversisporales; Gigasporaceae.